GUGCCAGCCCUCCACGACCUUUCUUUGCAAAGUUACGGAAGUUACAAGAGAAGCCCUAAAUUAAUUUUCCAUUUUCUUUCUAUAUCUGACAAUGAACAUUUAGGGCUUCUCUUGUAACUUCCGUAACUUUGCAAAGAAAGGUCGUGGAGAGCUGGAAAGCGUCUCAGUUUGAUGCAAAAUUUCCAGGCUACAAUCCCAACAUGUUGAUAAAACUUUUCCUAGGGUUUCAGGGAAUUCCUAGAAAACCGAUUCUCCAGAGAAACACUAGGAAAGAUCUAUGGGCGCAAACGACUAUCAUAUUCGUCAUCAGCGCCCUUGAUUACAUAUAAAUUGCCAGGUUUGAACAAAAUCGGAGUGCGACACUUGGGAAUGUUCCCUCGUGAGAGUCGUCUGUUUGAAGCUAUUCAUUUUUUUGAAAUGUGCAUGUGUAAACAUACUUUUUUUUUGGAAACAUAAUCUGAGAGAACUUCUCAAAAACCGUGUUAAAAACCGUCAAACACAUUCAUUAAGAUCAAAAGUAGCAUGAACUCUGAGAGUACAUACUCUGGGCUUCCACGAUUUUGUAUAUCUCGUGUAUAAAAUAUUAUAUAUUUGACGAAGUUUCAACAUCAACUGAUCCAUAUUCAGGUAUAACUAAGUACCCAUAGUACCGGUUAACUGAGUACCCAAGCUGUUUGGUCACUAAACCGUAUGGAUACCCAAACGAUAAUAAUAUAAUAAACUCCUAUUUUUUCCAUGAAGGAAGCAUUUUUGAGGAUCGACAAUAUAGGUACUCGACCCUCAGAAAUGCUUCCUUCAUAAAUACUAUAAGUACUGAUACUGGUGUAUAUCUAUCUAUAUUGAUGAAUAAUAUCAAAGAUGCCCUGAGGUCUCUAUCUGUGGACAAAAUCAGUGUCUUCUUAUCCUAUGUGCUAAUUGUGCUAUAGCACAGGGGCUCGGCUGACUCAGGGGCCCAAUCGAACAGCUUAAGCCUUGCAUUUUGUUAUUAUUAAAAAAAAUACAAAUUGAUGUGUUGAAAACGUUAAUGAUCAGCACAGGGGUCACAAAUUUCUUAAAACGGCUCUGAACAAAAUAAUUGUUAGAAGUGGUUUCGUUUUCGUUACUAUUAUUUAUUAAUGCGGUGCGAAGCAAGACCACAUUCUAGUAAUCAUAUGCGUCUUUUUAUCCCUAGAUCAGAAAGAGUGUCAUUUUCUGUGACGAUUUUUCCGACAAGUACAAGUGCUGUUUCAAAAAUUGAAAAACAAGUAAAGUUACAUUGAUCUGCGUUUCCAAAAAGCGAUAACUUCUUAAUUAAUGAGUAAUCAGUAAUCGUAAUUUGAAACAGAGAUAUAUAAAUUGGUCCCUUUCUAGAAACAAUUGGUCGCUUUCUGGCAUCUUUUAUAACAUCUAUAUGUUGAUAAGAAAGAGUUCUUAAAAGUUUUUGAUAACUAUCCAAAGUCUUUAUCUUGGAUAUAUUUUAUUUUUGCUAAUUUGAGUUUGUCAUCAUCACAUAUUUGUUUUAUUUUUCUUGGUCUUGCUGUACGUUUUCGAGCUUGUUCCUGCUCAUAACGACAAAUUCUUCAGGUAAAUGACCUUCAUUUUAAUCCAUGUCCAGAGAACCAGAUUCGUUCACACGCUUACAUUUAGUGGUCUAUGAUAACCUAAAUAUAGGCCGUGGUGAUUUGCUUCGCACCGCAUUCACAAGUCUUUCGAAGCGUGAUUGCUAUCUAGUUGAUCCUGAGUGAAUUGUUUUGUAAAUUUAUUAAUCUUUAAUCUGUUAUUCGUCUAUUUAGAAUUGUUCAAUUUCUUAUAUAUCGAACCAAUUUCAAACAUUGAUUACUUCAUCCCUUUGGCAAGAUACCGUUGAUUUCACUACAUUACUUAAGCCAAUCUAUGAACAAUGUAGAAAUUUUAACACUGAAUAUUCUUCGUUUCGACAACAGUGUGGUUAUUCAUUUUUAUCUCUCUAUAACUUUACAACAAUUCAGCAUUCACCACUGCUGAAAGUGAUUGAAAGUACACGAACAUCUGAAUAUUUGACAACAAUAUUUCAAACACCCAUCUGUUUUAUAUCGUUAAGUAAUCAAUUUUAUAUGACCUACCACAACUUCUUCAAUUCAUACGCAUUUGAUUUCAAUCGGCAUACCAUCGCUAUAUUUUUCGGUAAUGCUUUACCAUCAUUUAUCGUCUUAAUUGCCAAUCUAUUAUCGAUUAAAGCUAUUUUUUUCUCAAAAAGUUUGAAAUAUUUGACUAAAUCCACAAAAGUUAAUCGUGGUCCACGUCAUAGUGACAUUCGCGCCUUUAUCGUCAUUUUACUCGAAAGUUUUUCUAUUAUUGCUAUUAGUUGGGGUAUACCCAUUGCUCUAACAAUGUAUAAUUGUCACACACUGUAUGUGAUUGAUAUUGACAGUUGUAAACAAAUUACUCGUGUACUCAUUGUGUUUUUAUUUAUUGAUUUAUUCAAUUCAUCUACAAAUUGUUUGUUAUAUUCCUUAUCUGGAAGACUAUUUCGACGCAAUUUUUUAUCUUUAGUCAAAGCAAUUUUCACUUGUGGGCAUAGUACAUGCUGUUAUGUGAAAAAUGAUAAUCCAUUAACUCGUAUACCCUUCGUCCCUCCUAAUCGACAUCAGAAUAUUAAUCAUAAUAAUAAUAAUAAUAAUACUACUAUUACUAAUAAUAAUAAUGAUAAUAAUAAUAUUAAUACUAAUAAUAACAACAACCAUAUGGAUCAUAUAUCAAUUGUCACCAAUUUGAAUCAUGCCGAUUUUACUCUACUAACCAAACGUCAACAGCUACGAAAACCUAGUGAUUGUCCAUCGCUUCUCGGAAUGAAAGAAUCAGGAACAUCAAGAGAAGAAAAUUAUUCAUCGUCUAAUAUAGAAAGUGAUAGAGACGACAAAUCACAAGACUAUCAAACUUCAAGAAAACUAAGUACUGAUUACUUAAAAUAUUAUAUUGUAAACAAAGUUAGAACACUAAAACAACGUUCAUCACACAAGGAAAGCAAAAAAGAUACAAAUCAGAUUCCUAUGGACUUUAUUACAAUAACGGCGAAAAGAAGAAACCGUUUAUCAUUGAGUUCAUUAUCAUCUUACCCUAAUUCAAAUACACAAUCUCGGCUAAUUGCAUCACCCCAUCAGGCAACACUUUUAUUAGUAGAGGAUAUAAAUGAAAAUAAAACAAAAUUUCAUAGUUUGACUUGUGUGUGA
This is a messenger RNA of Didymodactylos carnosus, 3188 nucleotides long. Lineage: Eukaryota; Metazoa; Rotifera; Eurotatoria; Philodinida; Philodinidae. The record is from the annotation of a GenBank genome assembly.